Orussus abietinus is the source of this 1769-nucleotide messenger RNA. Its product is annotated as progestin and adipoQ receptor family member 4. The transcript has 5 exons. NCBI's taxonomy places the organism in Eukaryota, Metazoa, Arthropoda, Insecta, Hymenoptera, Orussidae. Gene Ontology annotation, cellular component: membrane. Gene Ontology annotation, molecular function: signaling receptor activity. The coding region runs from base 310 to 1170 and encodes 286 amino acids. The record is from RefSeq and is a predicted model, not a curated record.
GUCGGGAUCCUCGACGGCAGCCUCGAGGCCGCCCUCGCCGCGACUUUGACAGGACAAGGGGGCGCGCGCUCGAGCGAGAGCAGUAGGCACGGGAACGCGGCUCGUUCGGGCCGUUCUCCGGAUGUAUUUUCCAGGGGCCGGUCUCUCGCCGAAAGACGCGCCUCCCGAGUCCGGAGGCGAUCGAUACCGUCGCCGUGGGAACCGGGUCGGCUCGGCUUCGCUCCGAGUCCCUCGAGUCGGCGGACUGGCGACGUCGCGAGCGGACCUCCCGCUCCGAGCCAUGCCGAGACCCGGCCCGGUCCUGACGCGAUGGACGGCGGCGACGCCGCUGCCCCUGGGAUCGAGCUUCUCCGAUGGAACGACAUGCCGAGACACUUGCGAUUCAACCCCCACAUCCGUACCGGAUAUCGGCCCCUGAUGAGCUUCCGCGGUUGCGUUUCCAGUAUGCUCUUCCUUCACAACGAGAGCGUCAACAUUUUGACGCACGGCUUUGCGAUCUUCUAUAUUUUGUUUACGGUGCCGAAACUACUUCCAUGGUUCUCAGGGGGUAUGUUAGCAGGAAUUCUCUCUUGCUGUCAUUUGAUCGGGGCGACCAGUCCAUGGAUAGGUUCUUUUUUGUAUCACGUCUUCAUGAAUCUGAACUACGGAGAGAGCUUUUAUAGGAAAUUAUUAAAACUCGACAUGACGGGUAUCUGGUUGUGUCAAAGCUUCGGCGCUGUACCAAUGAUGGCGGCAGCUGUACAUUGCCUGCCAGGAAUUCCCUGGUACUGUUGUAUAGCGUUUUAUUGGUUUCUCAGUUUUUGGGGCUUGUUCAAGGCGAUGCACGCGAAAUCUCCAUGGGAAAGACGUUUAUGUUUUUCACCUCCAUUUUUAAUGAGAAUGCUCGUCCUGAUUUUGAGGUGCAACGGCAUCGGUGGCGGGUCUCCCGAUGCGCUUGGCGAUAUAAUGUUACAGGACCUGAUGGCGGUAAUAGGUGGUACUAUAGGAGCAAUGCGUAUUCCGGAGAAGUGGAUACCUGGCCAAGUGGAUUUUAUCCUAAAUUCGCAUAACAUAAUGCACGUCAUGGUCGUCCUAGCGGUAUGUUCUAUGCACGCGGCUACGUUGCGAGAUCUCGUUUGGAUGGCCGAUCCAUCUGCGUGCAUCGCACCGCUACCGACUUAUGGUCCGUGACUUUGAGAUCGCUUCCAUUGAAUCCGUGAUUUGAUACGAGUUCUAAAUUGCAAAUUCCGUAACAGCUCACGAUUCCUUUAAUACGCUGCAACGUUAAAUGUCCAAACGGGUCGAUAGAAUCAUAGAGCUAUAUUAUGAGAACAUGAACAAAUAAUUUAUUAAGUAGGUAAACUUUUAAAUGGUAACGAUCGUGGAAGAGCUAAAGUCGAUUCAAAGUACAAAGAAAAAAUAAGAUAUUUUUGAUGUGUUAUUAUCGUUCCCUUUCGUACGGUAUUUAGCGAAUGCAACCGACUUUGUGCCGAUCCAUCGGAAGCAUCUACGACGGCUUUAAAUACAUUCAACGUUCUUUUGACAUAAAUGAUGCUCUCUGAAUAUUUCUGCAGAACUCUAAACAAAUAAUAGAAAAAAUCUAUGAGGGUAAAAUGAGUUGAAAGAUAAGCACAUCAAAAAUAUAUUUAUUAUGUGUCCGAUUACAAUAAUCGAAUAUGUACAUACUGAAAUGCGGAGGCGGUGCUUCGAAGCAAUGUCAGCUUCUGUGAAGUAUUGAGAUCCACGACAUAAAAACCAGGGAUUAGAUGAAUAAAAUGUAUCCAAAAUAA